AAUAUAAUAUAACAAACUGACAUGAAAACUGUACGUCACGUUUUAGUCGGCGUAUUUUUUUUUGCAUAUUUACAAGUUUAGUUGUGUUUAUUAUUAAUUAAUGAAAGAGCGCAUUCGCGUCUAAUUAUUACACAGCCAUGUAUUCGCGCCACUUUGUGAUCGUAGCAUUAGUUUUCUUACAAAUCGUAGAUUUUAUACAAGGCGAAUGGAACACGAAGGACUUCAUGAAAAGGGAGCAUUCUUUAGUUAGGCCUUAUCAGACUGCUGGCCUGCAGAUUCCUUAUUGGGACUUUGGGGGCAACACAAUGGUGACAAACGAGUACAUAAGAAUCACACCCGAUAAACAGUCAAUGUCCGGCUCUCUGUGGAAUUCAGUGCCUGUGAAAGCGAAAAAUUGGGAACUGCAGGUGCAGUUCAAAGUGCACGGAAAAAGCGGAAACCUGUUUGGCGAUGGUUUCGCCAUUUGGUACGCGAAAGAUCGAAUGGAAGAUGGACCCAUCUUCGGUAGCAAGAACUUGUUUCACGGUUUGGCCAUCAUCCUGGACACUUACAGUAAUCACAAUGCGGCUCACAACCACCAGCAUCCUUACAUCUCGGCUAUGGUUAACAACGGCACAUUGAACUAUGACCACGAUAUGGAUGGCACCCAUACGCAGUUGGCUGGAUGCGAGGCCAAGUUCCGGAACUUGGAUCACGACACUCACGUAUCCAUCAGAUACGAAAAGGACACAAUUACUGUUAUGACCGAUUUCGAUAACAAAGCCGCUUGGAAGAUGUGCUUUACUGUGCCUGGAGUAAAGUUACCUACCGGCUACCAUUUUGGUAUUUCCGCCAAAACCGGACAACUCUCUGAUAACCAUGACAUCCACUCUAUUCGUCUAUUCGAAUUGGACCUUCCUGACGAUGUCCAAAAUCAAGAGGACCGUUCGCAGAUCGUGCCAUCAGCGACGUUCUUCGAAUCGCCCAGAGAUCACGUGGAUGAUCCAAAGCCAUCAUCUUUGGGAGGAUUUAAAUUGUUCCUGCUGAUGCUCAUCGGCGCCCUGGCAAUCCUUGCGUGCGUCGUGAUCGGUAUUAUGUUCUACCAGCAACAGCAGCAAACGAGAAAACGUCUUUACUGAUUCAAAUAUUUAUAUAAAAAUUAUUAAUACCGAAAGAGACAAAGGCAAAAGCAUCUAGUAAGUGCAGAAACAAAACACACAAAAAAAGGCCCAUCUAGUCUUUUGUUCGUUUCUCUACGUUUUGUUUGUUUUCUACGUGUGAACUAAAGUUCGAAAUUGUUCUUUUAUUUUGUAAUCGAGAAUUAAAUUGUUUUUUUUUCUGUGUGUGGGCCAAAUAAAAUACGUUCUUUUUAUUUAU
Nicrophorus vespilloides is the source of this 1356-nucleotide messenger RNA. RefSeq names its product vesicular integral-membrane protein VIP36. Gene Ontology annotation, molecular function: D-mannose binding. NCBI's taxonomy places the organism in Eukaryota, Metazoa, Arthropoda, Insecta, Coleoptera, Silphidae. Gene Ontology annotation, cellular component: endoplasmic reticulum-Golgi intermediate compartment; Golgi membrane; COPII-coated ER to Golgi transport vesicle. Bases 138 to 1118 code for a protein of 326 amino acids. The transcript has 6 exons. The record is from RefSeq and is a predicted model, not a curated record. Gene Ontology annotation, biological process: Golgi organization; endoplasmic reticulum organization; endoplasmic reticulum to Golgi vesicle-mediated transport.